AUGGGAUCGCUCGCCAAAUCUUGGGCUCGGUGCGACUUUGUUGGCCAUCUCGUUUGCGAAGACACCGUGCGUCUCGACACGCCAAUAAAGCGUCCUUACGCAACUGAGUUUGUGGCUGAUUGGGUGAUUACUGUUGUAAUUCAGUACUUGCAUCGUGCCAUCAUAAUCUUUGCGACAGAUGAGAACAUCAAGGAAGGCCAGCUGAUUGUUCUCUCCCUCCUCCUUCGUAAAUUGAAUGUCCGGGAAGACUCUGUUGAGACGGGAAGGAUUGUCGCGAGCUCGGAGCGAGGCUUUCAGUUGACGAUGAAAACGCUCGACUACAACAUUGAAUGA
Molecule: messenger RNA, 333 nt
Organism: Dibothriocephalus latus
Lineage: Eukaryota; Metazoa; Platyhelminthes; Cestoda; Diphyllobothriidea; Diphyllobothriidae
Source: the annotation of a GenBank genome assembly